This is a messenger RNA of Alligator mississippiensis (American alligator), 4126 nucleotides long. RefSeq names its product TLC domain containing 4 (gene TLCD4). Gene Ontology annotation, cellular component: membrane; endoplasmic reticulum. Bases 1255 to 2043 code for a protein of 262 amino acids. NCBI's taxonomy places the organism in Eukaryota, Metazoa, Chordata, Crocodylia, Alligatoridae. The record is from RefSeq and is a predicted model, not a curated record. Gene Ontology annotation, biological process: lipid homeostasis. The transcript has 8 exons.
CACGUGUCGGGGGGGGCGGGCCCGAGCUGUGCCUGCUCGUGGGGGCCUUGCCCUGCGCUGCGCUGGGAGCAGCGGCGGUAGCCACCGGUCUGCAGCUACGGAGCCCGGCGGGGGCCGCCGUCCCGUUCCGCCCUGCCCUGCCUCGCCUCGCCCCCGGGGCGCUUGGUGAAGGGUCAGCGGUCCCUCCUGGCCGGGCCGUGCUCUGCUCGGGAUUUCGCAUCUCUCCUGGCAGCGGGUCGAAGGGAGUUUCGAUGACAUGGGGAGAGGGCAGGGCUGGACACAGGCACGAGCAAACCGGGUGGGCGCCCAGAGCCCGGACAGAAGGGGGGCCCGAAAAUGUUAAUUUUUUCCCCAUUGUUUGAUGAUUAUUAUCAUUAUCUCUGGCAAAGGGAGGCCUGAUACUAAACACUUGCCCAGGGCUGCCAGGAGUGUAGGUAUGGUGCUGGGAGAGGGGCCUGGCAGGCUCCACCAGUGGUUGGUGACCAAGGGCAGCGCAGUUUCACUGGCCCAUAGAAACGUUUCAGGAUGGCACAGACACAUUCUCAGCUCCAUCAGUGGGAGCCUCUGGCUUCCUCGCCCCCAGCAACAUGCCUUGCUAACAGUACUGCAGGGGCUUGUUUUAUGCAUCUUCUUUAGUAUGAAUUUAGGUACUGGGAGGGGUGAAUGCCUGCAGAAGUCCACCCCUCAUCCUCUUCAAAUGUCAUGUUGUGGGCCAGGCCCUUUUGACCACCAAAAAAAUCCUGAAUUUGCCAGUCAGCCCUUCUCUUUGGUGGAGUUUUCCUCCUGUUCAUUCCUUACAAAUCUGAGCUGGUUUUGCUUCCUGUUCCUGUUGGCCUUAGAAGCUGAAUGAACCCUUUCUCUUCCUUUUUUAAUGAAGAAGAACUCGUGCCUGCCAUGGAUUCCAGUUGUGGGUGCGCAGUUUACAAAUCUAAUCUAUGCCAUCUGGAUGCUAGUCUUCAUUCGGAAAUAAGAUGCAUUGGUCUGACUCGUGAUAAUUAAAUUGUUUCCCUUUUACCACCCAUGCAAUCUCUUGUCUUGCAGCAUGGCCACGGGGAAUAGGAAACUAAGAAAACAAUGUUAGCAGAAGCGCAUAUGUUUUCUACUACCCAACUUGAAUGUAUGGUGAAAAAACUGUCUGCCUGUUUGGAGCUGGAGCCUAUUUAUGCUUCUGAAAAGAUGAGUUGAAGACCUGCCAGAUAUUUGACCUUGAGGAAAGAGCAAGCUAUUAUGGGAGCCUGGAAAGGCUGAAGAAUAAUGGCUGCCUUCAACAAACUGAUUAUUGGUAUUGCUGUUACUAGUUUCACCAUUUUCCAACUUCUGUUCCAUGUUUUAAGUGCUUGGGCAUCAGCACGGAUAACUCCUGGUUUUAAUAGUCUUAACCAAAAAAGGAAGAUUGAAUGGAAUUCAAGGACAGUAUCCACGUUCCAUGCCUUGGUGGUUGGUGUGUUUUGUGUAUAUAUUUUAUUGUAUGAUGAAGCUGUUAAUGCAGACCCUAUCUGGGGUGACCCUUCAAUUGUGAAACUGAAUAUUGCUAUUACCACAGGCUACCUCAUUUCUGAUUUGCUGCUUAUUACUUACUAUUGGAAGGCAAUUGGAGACAUUUUUUUUGUAAUUCAUCAUUUGAUGGCUCUAUAUGCUUAUUACUUUGUGCUGGGUGAAGGAUUAUUGGCUUAUUUUGGUAAUUUCCGUCUGCUUGCAGAGUUCUCUACUCCUUUUGUGAAUCAACGGUGGUUCUUUGAAGUACUGGGAUAUCCCAAAUCUUCAAAAGCCAAUAUCAUCAAUGGGGUGCUAAUGACCGUUGUGUUCUUUAUGGUGAGGAUUGCAGUCAUCCCUUUCUAUUAUGGCCGUGUCAUUUCUGCAUUUGGAACAGAGGCUUUCCAGAGACUGGGUCUUGCAGCCCAGAGUGCCUGGAUUAUCUCUAGUGUUGUCUUGGAUGUUAUGAACUUGAUGUGGAUGUUCAAGAUUACAAAGGGAUGCUACAAAGUUAUUUGUCUCAUUGGACAAGAAGAAGCCAAAACUCGUAAAAAUGGAAAAUCUGAGUAAAAAUGCUAUGUGAAAAAACUAAAUCUCUCUCACCCUCUCUCUUUCUCUCUCUCAAAAAAAGAAAAGAAAAGAAAAUUGAGUUAAUAAAAUUCACAUUUUUGCCAUAAAAUGCUCCUUUGAGAAAACAAGAUCUUGCCUCUCUACCGAUAAAAACUUUCCCCUACUACACUGCCUGCACACCCAGAGCCAGUUCUUUUAAGACAGUCUCAUGAAACAGGGAAACAAUGAUAGAGGCAUGAUAAAUGCUGAACAGACAAAUGAACUUAAAAAGAAAUAGGCCAACUGGUUGCUGGGUUUCUCUACCAGUAUGUUCCUAAAUCGUUUCACUCAGGUUUCUCAGAGAAAUGCAUUUUUAAAGCCUGUAAACAUCAGGAUCCCCGUCUCUCUCUUUUUAAAGUUCUGGUGAUGUAGUGCAAGUCUCUUGGCAUGUUCUUAUGCUUUCUUUAUUAAUGUUUGAUGUUAACAAUCAAGACUUGGUCCUUCACAACUUUUUAAUUUUUUUCAAGAAAAGCUACAAGUUUAGCUUUGAUCAUAUGAAAUCUUUUACUGCUUUUCUGCUGCCUUAUAUGCAUGAACACAAUCUUUUGGGGGACUUAUGAAACAGUUUUACAUGUAUACUCAUAUAAUAUAGUGUUUGGGGUAUUUUAAAAACCUGUUAGAAUAUACUGAUAUUGAGGAAUGACUUUUGCUGUGUUUUAUGUACAUCCAGGAGUAUUUAUUUCUGUUAAAUCUGAUCAAAACUCUUUCAUAGGUUAACAAGGUAAACAGUGUAUAGAAACAAAGUAAUUCUCGCUGCAGUGCUCUCUCCACAUGAAGGCUGCUGCUACUUUUAUGAGAGACAUUUCAGUGAUGCUUCUGGACCUUUUGGGGUGUAAACAGUUGAAUUGUAAAGAGAGUUAUGUUUCUGUAUAAGUGGCUGUGUGAUUCAUAGCAAGCCCUGCUUUUUUAUCAGAGCCAACCCCCUGUUUAUAUUGAAACUGAAGUUUUAUCAGUCUUAUUUUUCCUUGUUAUUCAGACAACUGGAAAUGUGAGGUGUUGAGCAAAGAAAGCCCUUCUUCGGAUUAACAAGACUUUUAUCACUUUAUCCAAACAGAAAUUUUUCCUCUGUUCCCUUCCAAACUGUUGAACAAAUCUGUAGAUUGGCAAUUCAUAUCACUGGGGAGAAAGUUUCUGUUUUUAGAGCCACAUAGUUGUCUACAGAUAUUCUGUGUUCUCUUUGAGCACAACACUUUGAGUGAUGUCACUAGGAGAAAUCUGAGCACGUAGGAAGAACAGAGUAUCAAAGAUAUGCUAGUUUGAAAGAAUGGUAUAUUUUCCUCUAUACUAUUGUUGUGGAAUUAUGCAUGUCUUAUGUAUACGUGUGUGGUUUGGUUUUAUUUUUCUUAAACCAGAUCUUCUCUUGGACUAUUUUUUUUCCUUUUGAUUUGUCAUUGCUUGCUAUUUGUGAUGCUGUUUGCUAAUAUGUCAUGCUAAAAAUGUGUGUUUUCAGUUUUAUACAUCUCUAUACCAUUGUUGUAAACUACUUUUAAAAAAAAACAGUUGAUAAAAUCCUUGCCCUGUUGGGAUAUGGAUUUUUUCCUUCCAUCUUCUUUAACAGAAUCUUACAAAACAAACUCUCAUUUUCAGAGGCAGAUGCAAAUGUAUGCCUGUGACGUAAUGUUGGCAUGAAGGGGGAAGCUUUUUAAAACAGAAGGGAGCAGGGGGAGGGGAACCCUUUCCAAGGAGCAGCUGGUACUUAUGACAAACAAGUCUCCACCAGUCCUCAGGAAGAUGCUGCAGACUGUGUUUCACUGCAGUGCAGCCAAGGAAGUUCAGUUCUUGGCCUCAGUUCUUUAUGGUUUGUGUGUUUUGAAUUUGAUUCUCAUUGCUGAAGAUGUAGUUUAAUUAUUUAAUUCAGUCACUUUCUUUCAAAAGUAGGGAAUUAGAGAUAAUAAUUCAGUUCCUCACCUAUACUUAACAGCCCCAUUGCUUUGUGUACAUGAGUAGUUCAGUCCUAGAAAGCAUAGUAACUUUUUGUUUAGCUGUCACUUUUGAAUUGGCAGAGUGCCUUGCCUUGGGUACAAAUAAAUUCAUAUUCUCAGUA